GUUAAACUACAUUCCAACAGAGUGCUUGUUACAAAAACAACAACAAACCCUCAGAUCAGUUGUUAAAGUGCCAAACGAGUCUGAUACUGAAAUGCUUUCUUGAACUCUUUUUAUAUUUUAUAUAUUUUCUCCUCACAUAAUAAUGUAUUAAUGGGUGCCAACUAUAUUGAGUAAGCUACCAGACAUGAUAGCAUGUGGUCAUUCAAACGAUCAAAUGAGCAGCUGUGUUCUGGAUGAGGAGACGUUCUGUCGGUGCUGCCAGCUCUUCCUGGAACACUCCCACUCCCUAUGUGAUGGCUGGAGCUGGCAACUGGUAAAGGGUUCUGAGGAAGGCUAUCUGAGGAAGGUUGCACUGGGGAAUGUCAGAAUCAGAACCAGCUCUAACCCAAACCAGAUCACCGACCAAUACAUACAGGGAGCCAGUUCCGACCAGCGCCAGGGGAGGACCUCCCCUUUCACCCCCCAUAAGGAGAACGAUGAUGACCACAAUGAUGAACAGUAUUAUGAUGACGAUGAUGGAGCUGUGUGUUGUAUGCAGGAUAGCAGGAGUAGCGGCGUGAUUCAGUAUGAAUACCACAUUCUCUACUCCUACAGUUACCAGACUCCUGUCCUCUACUUCAGAGCCUCAACCCUAGAGGGUAGAAGUCUAUCUCUAGAGGAGGUUUGGGAUGGUGUUCAUCCUAACUACAGGCAGAGAUUACAGCAUGGACCCUGGGACACAAUUACACAACAGGAGCACCCACUGCUGGGCCAGUCGUUCUUUGUGCUCCACCCCUGCAGGACAGAGGAGUUUAUGAGGCCUGUGCUGCAAGCUGCCCUGGAGGAACAUCGACAGGUGAACUACGUGGUGACCUGGCUCAGUGUGGUGGGUCCAGUAGUGGGAUUAGAUGUUCCCCUCAGCUACUGCACAAAAGUACCUGCGCCAUCACACACUUCCCCCAGCCCUCUACAGCCCCCUGCUCUACAGACACAGCCAGACUGAGUGGAUCUAAGUGUUAUAUCGAGUGUGGAUGAAAUGUUUUGCCAAAGCACAUUUCCAAUGGAGGCAGAUUUGACAUCAGCUAGAGAUGUGGAUGUCUGAUUGCCUAGUGGGCAGGAUACUGUAGGGUAGGGAAGCUGCUUUUCAUGGCUGAUCUGUGUAGAGAACCGGUACAUGCACUGCUGAAAUGUACAGGUUUGAGAACUUUCAUGCAACUUCACAACACUCUCAUAACUGCUAAGUCAAGGCCGCACAUGGUCCAGUUUUCAAAGGCUGGGUAACAGUGAUGUGUGAACCCCUUUAUGGAAUACAUUGCCAGAUCAAUCUAAACUGUCUUAAAAAGAUCUCAGAUUGCAUAGAUGGGUUACAUUGUCCGGAUCACUUUUGUCCAGAUUUGAAAAACUAAACUCAGAUGUUAGAUCUAAGGAGUUGGAUCAGGAUGACAAAUAGAUGUGGUAGAGGGUUAUAAAUGAAUACUUUGUUUUUUGUCAAAGCAGGCCUAGUUGUGGGAGAUCAGACAACUUGAAAAAACAAAAAUGUACAUAUAGUAGCUUUAGAAUUAUUUUUUUUUCUUCACAUUUUGUGGUGUCAGUGCCUCUUGAGUUUCAAGCAUUUAAAUUAGAUUUUUCUCCACUUAUAAACACAAAGAAUGCCACACUUUUAGAGUGUAAAAUACAAAGCGCAAAUAUACCCUUUCCAGAUAAGUCUCCACUCCUCCAAAUGAAUAAAGUUGGAGGUACCUUAGUCAGUAAGUAUAGCUUUGAGUUGUUGAGAUAGGUCUCUACUAACUUUGUGCCAGUGGCGAAGCUUAGCUUUCUCUCCCAUGGGUGUGAAUCUUAGCCACACACUUUAUUAAAAUAGCCAAUAAUUCAGGGAACUAUCUCAUCUGGCAAUGCUAACUACACUCUCACAGAUUGGUCGAUGAUUCAAUGCAUUAUGGAAUCAUAAAAAUAUAGAUGUUUAUCUCUUCAAUGUCAACUAAAUAGUAUGUAGCAAAUCAUAAUAUUAUUUUAUUAUGCUUGCUAGAAUUUUUCCAACCAUAAGAUGAACUUCUUGGGGGCCCCUGUGAUUGACUGUCAUGGGUGCCGCGCACCCA
Molecule: messenger RNA, 2075 nt
Organism: Esox lucius (northern pike)
Lineage: Eukaryota; Metazoa; Chordata; Actinopteri; Esociformes; Esocidae
Gene: atg10
Product: ATG10 autophagy related 10 homolog (S. cerevisiae)
Exons: 6
Coding region: 185-982 (265 amino acids)
Biological process (GO): protein lipidation; macroautophagy; protein modification by small protein conjugation
Cellular component (GO): intracellular anatomical structure
Molecular function (GO): Atg12 transferase activity
Source: RefSeq, a predicted model, not a curated record